This is a messenger RNA of Pieris rapae (cabbage white), 1449 nucleotides long. It is a transcript of the gene NiPp1, whose product is annotated as nuclear inhibitor of protein phosphatase 1. Lineage: Eukaryota; Metazoa; Arthropoda; Insecta; Lepidoptera; Pieridae. Gene Ontology annotation, molecular function: mRNA binding; protein binding; protein serine/threonine phosphatase inhibitor activity. The coding region runs from base 141 to 1187 and encodes 348 amino acids. The transcript is spliced from 9 exons. The record is from RefSeq and is a predicted model, not a curated record. Gene Ontology annotation, cellular component: nuclear speck.
GUUUCAACUUUCAAUAAAUAGAAAAUGGUAUGGUGUCUGGUGAUGAGAGAUUGAUAAGUUUUGUGUUUUAGCUACUGAAUUAAAGUUGGGUUUUCUAACAACAUCUGAGAUAAAUUUCAGAGUAAGAGUUAUAGUGUGAAAUGGCAAAUCAUUAUGAGGUGCCCAGUUGGGCAGGAAAACCACCAACAGGCCUUCAUUUAGAUGUUUUAAAAGGAGACAAAUUAAUACAGAAACUUAUGCUUGAUGAGAAGAAAUGCUACCUCUUUGGAAGAAACCCUCAAAUGAAUGACUUUUGCAUUGACCACGCAAGUUGUUCAAGGGUUCAUGCAGCUUUUGUAUAUCAUAAAAAUUUGAAUAGAGCAUUUUUGGUGGAUUUGGGAAGUACACAUGGCACAUUUAUUGGUAAGAUGCGAUUGGAGCCAAACAAGCCAACACAAUUACCUAUUGAUUCAAAUUUUCACUUCGGUGCAUCAACAAGGAAUUAUAUUAUAAGAGAAAGGCCAACUGGUAAUUCUAGAGGUAUCAUGGAGGAAUUGCCCAAUACUGAAACAGAAGGUGCCUUAUUAGGGCUUCCAGAGACACAGACUGAAUUAGAUAACUUAACAGAAUUCAACACAGCACACAACAGAAGGAUCUCUAUGUUGGGAAUCCCGACGAAUGAUGAUGCAGACGUCAUAAAGCCUCCAACUGGUACAAAGCGGGCAUCAACAAUGCCAAGUGGAGCCCCUAAGAAGCAGAAACGAAAUGUGUCAUUCAAUGAAGAGGUGGAUAUAAUAAAUCCUGAAGACAUUGAUCCUUCUGUGGGCCGCUUUAGGAAUCUGGUGCGGUCAACUAUAGUACCCAAUUCCAGUGUACCAUCUAAGAAGAUCAAACUACACAAUCCUGAUGAAAUUCACAUUCACCACUCCCUCCGCCUGCAAGAGAUAUCUCGCAGCACCAACUUGUAUUCAGAUUUGCCGGCGCCUGCCUCGUCGCCAUUCAGCCUUAUUGGAGCCAGGUUGGGUAUAUCGUUACCAAAUCCAGCCCCAGAUGUGGAAAUGGAGGGCCCAGAGCCGCAUCUCAGCGUACAUCCUCCGCUGCCAAAUUCAGCUCCCGAAGACGCAGCACCGUCGUCAAACGAGCCAAAAAGGAAGAAAUACGCAAAAGAAGCGUGGCCCGGACGAAAACCGGGGCUUAUAUCUGUAUGAGGGUAGUUUUCAUAGACUUUGGAGUAAUUUUAAUUCUACCGCCUCCAUCGGAAUGUGUUGAUUCGUUGUCUUUGUUGGAAUAUAAAAAUGGUUUCACAUGUGUUUUGUUUCAUUCGCGUAGAAUGAAAUGUCUGCUCUAAGUUGUCAGACUUAGGGUCUGUUUCACAAUGUCCGGAUAAGUUCCAAAUAAACUAUUUAUUACUGAUUGGUAGGAUUAACAGUAUUUUUGCGUUUCACGACUGUCAGAUAGCGCAUGAAACGC